Messenger RNA from Doryrhamphus excisus (bluestripe pipefish), 1577 nucleotides. RefSeq names its product endothelin converting enzyme 2a (gene ece2a). The record is from RefSeq and is a predicted model, not a curated record. NCBI's taxonomy places the organism in Eukaryota, Metazoa, Chordata, Actinopteri, Syngnathiformes, Syngnathidae. Gene Ontology annotation, molecular function: S-adenosylmethionine-dependent methyltransferase activity.
UGGACUGUCUGAUAAUUAAUAAAAUUCAUUUAUUAUUAUUAUAAUAAUAUUGGUCAAUACGGAUAUCAACGUUGGUAUCGAUAUUCCGAUCGAUCCGUCCACAAUUAGUACACUCCUUUCUGUUCGCCUCGUGAGAAGAGUCGGGUCUGUGAUGAUACAUGUGAUUCACGUUUGAACCACUAGAUGGUGCUUGGAUAUAGGAUGCCGGGGUGAACCACAUUAGCUGAAGACAGCUAAUGUGACAUGUAUGUUUCUUGUUGGCUAGUUGCAAGCUAAGAUAAGUAAAAGAAGUUCGAUAUCAAUCCUUUUUUCACGGAAACAUUACAGGUUAUAUUGCGGUCCUGCUCUUAUAGAGUUCCUCUUAUUGCACAGCGGGUUGUUGGCUUCAGGCUGUCUCACCCUGAGGGAAGGAACUCGGCAAAACAACGGAAGAAGCGGACACGUGGGUGCAUUAACGUGGGUCAAGCGGCGGAGACAUCGCCUUUAUCGAGUAACGAAUAUGACUCACCUUUCAGAAAACAACCUGCAGUACAAAGAUGUUGACUACUGGGACGAAAGGUACAAGGUGGAGACAUGCUACGAGUGGUUGGGCGGCUUCUCCAAAUUCCAGCAUCUUUUGGAAAAACGCAUCAAGAAAAACGACUCAAUUCUUGUACUUGGUUGUGGAAAUAGCGGUAUGAGCGGUGAAAUGUAUGACGCCGGUUACCGCUCCAUCACCAACGUCGAUUACUCCUCGGUGUGCAUCAGCACCAUGAGUGCCAGGUAUGCCUACUGCUUGGGUAUGAGGUGGCAGCAGAUGGAUGUCCGCCAGCUCGACUUCCUGGAUGCUUCAUUUGACAUUGUUCUGGAGAAGGCCACGCUGGAUGCCCUAAUGGUGGAGGAGAAAACCCCCUGGGAGGUGUCCCCUGAGACUGCGCGAUUCAUUCACAAGGCCCUCACUGAGAUAAGUCGCUGCCUGAAGCCUGGAGGACUGUUCAUCUCUGUCACCUUCGCCCAGCCCUUCUUCAGGAAACGCCUCUAUGCCCGCAGCGAGUACAACUGGUCCAUCCAACAUGACAGCUAUGGUGAUGGCUUUGAGUAUUUUGUGUACGUAAUGACCAAAGGAGAGGCGCUUAGCUCAGAAGAUGCAGCCCUGGAAAAGAAUUGGUUGGAAAGUACUGGCUCUUUACCGCCGAAAAUCAUCACAACACAGAUGGAUGAUGGACAAGACUUUCUGUCUAAUAUUGACUUAUAGGAUGACCUGUCACGUCCGCACUGUGCUGUUUCUUAUGUUAGAAGACAUUUAAAAUGCUAACAUUUUAUAGACGACAUGCUUUUAUAUGAUGAUGACUGAUUUUAUGAAACUUAGUCUUGCAUAUUUUUUGUAGUCAUGAGCAAACGUUUACUUAUUUAGACCAAAUAUCUUCUGAAAAAUAUUAUGUUUUUUAUUUUUCUUUAUGUUUUAAACAUCUUUUUAAUAUCAUUUUUAAAAAAUCAACUCACAACAAUCAAAAACAGCUUUCUCACAGGGGCAUUAUUUUGGUAAACAAGCAUGUUCACCGCCAUUUUUGUUAGCGAACAUUAAUUGUGAAGUAUAU